CUCUCUCUCUCUCUCUCUCUCUCGCUCUCUCUCUCUCGCUCUCUCUCUCUCUCUGUCCGUCUGUCUGUCCGUCUGUCUGUCUGUGUGUUUGUCAGUUCAUGUAAGUCUUUGAUCCCCGCGACCAAAGCAGUGGCAUCUCCAUCUGGUAAGGGUCUAAAGGCGUACUUGGAUUGCGAAAGGAACUUGUUAUUGGUGUGGUAUUGUCUACUUUUGUUUUGGUAUGGAGUUCAAGCGUUCUGUGCAUCUUCUAUAUUUUGUCAGUUUCCUCGACUCUUUCCUCUGGAAACCAUGAGUCUUCCUGGGAACUUGAACAUGGGGGUAACACGCACUAAGGUGUUGUUGUCUGAAGAGACGCCACAGGGUAUAACUCAUGGGCAGAGACCCUCUUAUCCCAGAACAAAGAAUGGAAAUGAAAGAACAGGAGGUUCCUUAUGUGCGGCAAACUCUUCCCUAUUGCUAAGCUUUUUUGCUUUUCAUUCCAGGUUAGGGAAUGCAUGGCAUGGUUUAUAUAUCUUGAGAGGCAUGAUGGCGAUUUGGUUUACCAUGCAUACACUUAUAUUUCUUUUGUAUAGGUACUAAUUUUCAUUCCCCCAUUUGGUCUGCUUUCCUUCGAUUAGUUAUAGACUUGUUGUAACGAUUUUGCCCCAUGAGGCUGAUCAAUAAAGUUUCUUUCUUAAGUCGCAA
Molecule: messenger RNA, 684 nt
Organism: Aspergillus alliaceus
Lineage: Eukaryota; Fungi; Ascomycota; Eurotiomycetes; Eurotiales; Aspergillaceae
Exons: 1
Coding region: 289-579 (96 amino acids)
Source: RefSeq, a predicted model, not a curated record